ACAAUGACGGAGCAGCAAAGUCCCCCCGAGCAGAUGGCGACUGGGGAGGGUGCUGGUGAGCAAGGUGGCAAUUACAAGAUCACGAUCUACGAGCUGGAGAACUUCCAGGGGAAGAAAUGUGAGCUGACGGAGGAGCUUCCCAACAUCAUUGAGAAAGACUUGGAGAAGGUGGGCUCCAUCCAGGUGGAGGCUGGCCCGUGGCUGGGCUUUGAGCGGCAAGGCUUUGCCGGGGAGCAGUUUGUGCUGGAGAAGGGGGACUACCCUCGCUGGGACUCCUGGUCCAACAGCCACAACAGUGACAGCCUGAUGUCCAUCCGCCCCCUCCAGAUCGACAGCCCUGACCACAAGAUCCACCUCUUUGAGAAUGCAGGCUACACAGGAAGGAAGAUGGAGAUCGUGGAUGAUGAUGUCCCCAGCCUCUGGGCCCACGGCUUCCAGGACCGCGUGGCCAGCGUCAGGGCCUUGAACGGAACGUGGGUGGGCUACGAGUACCCCGGGUACCGGGGCCGUCAGCACGUCUUCGAGAAGGGCGAGUACCGCCACUGGAACGAGUGGGAUGCCAACCAGCCCCUCAUCCAGUCCGUGCGCCGCGUGCGGGACCAGCAAUGGCACCAGCGGGGCUGCUUCGAGAACAGCUGAGGGGUGCCCCAGCCCCACGCUGCCCCGGGGGCUGCCUGACACGAUGCCACCGGCUGACGCUGUGACCUUGGUGUUUAUUUUGUGCAAAAAACUUCAAUAAACUCUGAGCU
Cuculus canorus (common cuckoo) is the source of this 749-nucleotide messenger RNA. It is a transcript of the gene CRYBB3, whose product is annotated as crystallin beta B3. The record is from RefSeq and is a predicted model, not a curated record. NCBI's taxonomy places the organism in Eukaryota, Metazoa, Chordata, Aves, Cuculiformes, Cuculidae. The transcript is spliced from 5 exons. Gene Ontology annotation, molecular function: structural constituent of eye lens. Bases 4 to 639 code for a protein of 211 amino acids. Gene Ontology annotation, biological process: visual perception; lens development in camera-type eye.